AUGGGUAUAUAUACCGUAAAUUUUAGCAUUACCAUUUAUAUUGAUGAAAAAAAAUCAAAAACAUGCUCCCUAUAUCUUACAUAUAAACUUGCAAAAAUUCGCGAAAUAAUCAAUAACGACCAUAAAAUUACCAAUAAUGAUUUUGUUUUCAAAAGUAAAAAUGGAGAUAUAGUAAACCGUUCUGACGAAAAUUCUGAUAAUUUGUCAACCAUUUUAGAUAAUAACAAAUUAUAUAUCUCUACACAACAAGAAUUUAAAUUUAAAAUUGACACUGAACAGUUCAUCGAAUGGUUAAUACCGGAUAUGACACUUAGAGAUGUACGAGAAAAGUUAGCAUAUGAUAGAGUAGAUCGAAAAACUGAAAAACUUCAAUUUAAAACAAAAGAUGGAACAACAAUUAAUCAUAAGAAUGAAUAUCGUUAUAGCUUGAUUAAUAUCCGUGAUGGUAGUUCUAUAAUCCAUAUGCGGAAUCUACUAAAAAAGACUAACAUUAUGAUUGAUGAAAAUGAAUUAACAUACUCAUUAGAUCCAGAAGAUAAACUUGAAGAAAUCCGCCAAAUCAUUAUUACUAAAGGAAUCACUAAUAAACAAGAUUUUGAUUUUAAACGACAUGAUGGAACGAUAGUUAAACGUCCUGAUGAAGAAAAUUCCAUUAAUUUAUCAAAAAUUUUGAAAAAUAAUACAUUAUAUAUUUCUACUUUACAAUACUCUCGGGUCACUGUUUGCUUUACUAAUAAUAAUGACCUCCUUAGCUCAGUAUUACCCAAAGAUAGAAAACUUUCUGAAAUCCGGAAAAAAUAUGAAACUGCCAAUCAAGAUUUCUAUAUUGGUUCGAAUAGUUACUUUUUAGAACAAGAUGAAAAAACAGUUAUCCCAAAAUCCCAAGAAGAUGAAAGAAUAUUAAAAGAAAUUUUAAAAUUUAAAGAUAAUAAAAGUUAUUUAUAUAUUGUCCGAAAAAAAGAAGAGCCUGAUUGGAUAAAAUUUGAUAACGAAUACAAGCAUGUAUUUAUUAUUGAAAGAGAUUUGGUGAAGCAAGUUAGCAUAAAUAAUGUGUUUACGAUUAAGGAAAAAGAAAGAAAGGGUCAAAGUAGACACAUUGAAAAGAAAACAUUUGAGUGCAAAAAUGAAUUUCAAGAGUUAUGUUAUAGAAAUUUUAUUGACUUUGGAAAUGUUACUUCUAUUUUACCAUGGGCUUCUAUUUGUUUGGGACUUGAUAAAGAAACUUUGUCUAAAAAAUUAAAAUGCUAUAAUGAAAAAAUACAAUAUUCAUAUAUUAAAAAAAUAUGUGCAAAAAUGACAAUUAAUAAGGAAAAUAUUUGUCUAACUCCUGAAUUUAAAGAUGAUGUUAAGGCAGCGUUAAAUGAAGAGACCCAAGAAGGAAAAAUAGCAAAACUUAGAGAUAUAACAAAAAAGUAUGGAUAUUUUUAUGCAAGUUCAAUCUGCUUUGGAGGUGUUGCUGUCCAGAAAAAUGGAGACAUGAAAAAUUCAGAUGAAAAUGUAACCACCAACCACCUAGGUAUGCAAAGUUCGGCUGGAUUUCCAGGAGCUAAUAUGCAAGGAGGUGUAUCUUCGGAAAUAGGAAGUGACACCAGAAUAGCGGCUAGUGAAACCCAUUCUAACCUUAUUGUAAAAGGCGGUAACGUUGCAAUUUUUAAGUUUAAUGAUCCUGUUGAUUGGAUUAACUCACUUAUAGAAAGUGACACGUGGGAAAUAAUUGAAUAUGAAGAAGUCAAUUCAAUAUUUGAUUUACUUGAAGGCGAAUUGCGCAAAAAUGUUUUGGAAGCUUUAGGAAAAAGAAUUCUGAAAG
Scutellospora calospora is the source of this 1807-nucleotide messenger RNA. Lineage: Eukaryota; Fungi; Glomeromycota; Glomeromycetes; Diversisporales; Gigasporaceae. The record is from the annotation of a GenBank genome assembly.